This is a messenger RNA of Archocentrus centrarchus (flier cichlid), 1650 nucleotides long. RefSeq names its product SNAP associated protein (gene snapin). The transcript is spliced from 4 exons. NCBI's taxonomy places the organism in Eukaryota, Metazoa, Chordata, Actinopteri, Cichliformes, Cichlidae. Bases 53 to 442 code for a protein of 129 amino acids. Gene Ontology annotation, molecular function: SNARE binding. The record is from RefSeq and is a predicted model, not a curated record. Gene Ontology annotation, biological process: regulation of synaptic vesicle exocytosis; endosome to lysosome transport; synaptic vesicle exocytosis. Gene Ontology annotation, cellular component: BORC complex; synaptic vesicle; BLOC-1 complex.
CUCCAACGUCACGAGGACAUGACUUCCUGUCCGCUCGUGUUGCUUCAGUAAAAUGGCAGCUACGGCUUUAGUCGAAGGUUCUUCUGGUAAAGAUGCUGUUGCCGAGGGUUUGCUCGACCUUCUGAGACCAGCAAUACAGCAGCUGGAUUUGCAUGUACACUCGGUCAGGAAAAGCCAGGUAGAAUUAAGAGAACACAUAGACAGUCUGGCUACAGAGUUAUGUAGGAUAAAUGAACAUCAAAAGGUGGCUCUGGACCUGGACCCAUAUGUAAAGAAGCUGCUGAAUGCCAGGCGUAGAGUUGUGCUAGUAAACAACAUACUGCAGAAUGCUCAGGAACGUCUGAGGCGGCUCAACCACAAUGUAGCCAAGGAGACAGCGCGAAGGAAGACAAUGCUGGAGACAUCGGGCGUGUUCACUUCCCGCUCGCCCAGUAAACCUUGAGCCUCCUUCUGCUCCACACAGCAAAUACUGUGAGCUAAGCUGACCAGCAGGAAAGAACCAGUGAUUAUGGGGGGGAAAAAACACCAGGAGGGCUGUCUUCCUUUGACAUUCGCUUAUCUGUAUGUUUAACGACUGCACUGCUUUUGUCACAGUGAAAUUCCGAGCUGCUACACUAUCUGUUUACCAUUUGGUAGCUUCAAACGUAUUACUGUCUUAGACUACAGUGCAGAAUAUUUAUGUUCAAAUACACUCAGUAAAUGGAUACAAUAUAUGGACAAAAGCAUAGGGCCACACCUCUCAAUCUUUUAAUUGAGGUGUUUCCAGUCCUAUUACCACAGGUAUGUAAAAUCAAGCACUAGCUAUGCAGUCUGCCUUUAGAAACAUUGGUGAAAGGGUGGGUAAUUCUAAAGAGCUUGCUGAAUUCCAGCGUUGCCACUGUUGUAACAAGUUAGUUUGUGUAAUUUCACUCCUAGAUAUUCCACGAUCAAAUGUAAGUAAUUUGGAGGGGUUUCUGAGGAGCUCCUCUAAGUGUAAUGUGUAGGUGGCCCAGAACUUUUCUCCAUAUAGUGUACGAUAAAUACUUGUACCCAUAACCACAACAUGCAAGAGAGAAGAAGACACCUGGCCUGUAUGAUCUUGUGCACUGUUCCUUGUGUUGCUGCUGGAGGCACUGGCAGCAGGGGAGAGCCUUUCCUUCAGGACCUUCUUCCACUCACAGAAACACAUGACUAAUGUUGUUGAACAGGUGUAUUUUAUCCCAAACACAUUCCUAAAAUCACCCAUUUCUGUUGAAUAAAACCUGACCGAGCUACAAUUAAACAUAACGUAAGUGAAUGAACCUUUUUGCCAGAAAAGCCCCAAAGGCAAACUGCUAUAUUGUCACCAUGUGUUGUGCUCUCUGACCUUGGCGAGCAGAUGUGAUCUGAAUAACUUUGUUUAGCUUCCUCUCAUUUGUGCUGCCACUAAAAAGCACAACACUUCAGUGUUCCCUCCUAAUUUUGUGACUCUUUAAUGGAAUACCCAAGUUUUACCCUGAGGCCACUGCACUAAGUUUUAAGGCAGGUGAGGUUUGUUAGGGGGGGUAUUUAAAAGGACUGUUGUGUUUGAAACUUGUUUAUGUCUGGAAACUAAAUUCUCUGUACAUGCUGAAUUAUAUGCUCACCUGUAGACAAACAGCUAAUCUCAUUAAACGCUUUAAGAUACUCAAA